Molecule: messenger RNA, 828 nt
Organism: Rotaria sp. Silwood2
Lineage: Eukaryota; Metazoa; Rotifera; Eurotatoria; Philodinida; Philodinidae
Source: the annotation of a GenBank genome assembly
AUGGAACAAUAUACAAAUUGGAAUAGUUCUUAUAUAUAUCGUAAAAUUUAUCUUAAUGAUGGUACUCAUAAAGAAUUUACGAAUUAUUUCUCAUGGAAUGAAACAAAAUGUAUUACUGCAGGACAUACUUCUUCGCAUGAACAGUUAUUACCAAUGGCACAGGAAGAUGUUUGUUUAAUACAAACUAAAAUACCACCUGCUUAUGAUAUAGAAGUACAUGGUAUAUUUGACAUUAAUGAACGUCCAUUGUGCAAGUUGGUAUCAAAAUAUAUGGACGAAAGAAAACCAAGAAUAUUCCUAAGAACAUCUCGAUUAAACUAUUUUUCAUUAGUUUCUAUUAAUGUCACUGUUCGACAAGCUACUCAAGUUGACAGAAGAACGGUUGUCAAUUCACCAAUGUUUGAAAACUAUUGGUAUUGUAAUCGUGGAAUUCAUAUGCUAUUCGAAAACAAUAAAACUACUAAAUGUCUUUGUCCUCCGAGUUAUUUUGGUGAGCGAUGUCAAUGGGAAAACCAACGCAUUAGUUUAACAAUUCAAUUAAUAUAUCGUACUAGUACAUUUGGCAUGUCUGUAUUUCAAGUCAUUAUUAUGCUUAUUGAUGAACAAAGACAAAUCACAUCUUAUCAUGAGCAAAUCACAUAUGUACCCAAACGUGAUUGCAAAACAAAGUUUAAUAUCUAUUUACUCUAUCCUGAUCAACCGAAAAAUUCUUCAGCUAAUUAUUCAAUACAUAUUGAUAUUUUUGAUAAAAUUGGUACGAGGACAAUUCGUUGCAGGACAAUUCGUCGCAAUGAUAUAAUCCAAUUACAACUUACUAUUUUUUCAUAA